This is a messenger RNA of Macrosteles quadrilineatus (aster leafhopper), 2469 nucleotides long. RefSeq lists its product as uncharacterized. Bases 1 to 2469 code for a protein of 822 amino acids. Lineage: Eukaryota; Metazoa; Arthropoda; Insecta; Hemiptera; Cicadellidae. The record is from RefSeq and is a predicted model, not a curated record. The transcript has 3 exons.
AUGAGGUUAUGUGGGAACCCUAAUCGAGUCACAUCUCAUGAAAACGCUACAGAUAUUAAGGGCACCCAUUUGAGGCCGUUAGGAGGUCCGUUUGAGGGUUUGGUAACAUUUGCAGAGUGUAACACUAUGAUGCCGGAUGGAGAAAGUCGGACAAUGACCUUGUGCUUUGAUCUUGUGGUGAAAGGUGCCAACAGAACCGAAGACGGACUGUAUGGGCGCUGGUUCCAGUACCAAAAGUUAUUGUGGAUGUCCUUGAGACUUGAGGAGGUAGAAAAGCGAGUAGAUGUUGCAAUCCGCGAUCCCAACUGCCAGUCAACGAACCCAGAAACAGAGCUCAUAUUCAUGGACAAUGACCUGGUGGAACGGGCCAUCCUACCAGCCUACCCACCCGCGCCAUCCGUGGAUAGGAGGUAUUCCGUUACCCCCACAUUCCAGAGAAGAUGUUCAGUCACCUCCCUAAGAAAGCUCCGAGGAGAUGUUCAGCCACCUCCCCCAGUCAGCUCAGAGGAGAUGUUCAGCCACCUCCCUCAGUCAGCUCAGAGGAGAUGUUCAGCCACCUCCCCCAGUCAGCUCAGAGGAGAUGUUCAGCCACCUCCCCCAGUCAGCUCAGAGGAGAUGUUCAGCCACCUCCCUCAGUCAGCUCCGAGGAGAUGUUCAGCCACCUCCCUCAGUCAGCUCAGAGGAGAUGUUCAGUCACCUCCUUCAGUCAGCUCAGAGGAGAUGUUCAGCCACCUCCCUCAGUCAGCUCAGAGGAGAUGUUCAGCCACCUCCCUCAGUCAGCUCAGAGGAGAUGUUCAGUCACCUCCCUCAGUCAGCUCAGAGGAGAUGUUCAGUCACCUCCUUCAGUCAGCUCAGAGGAGAUGUUCAGCCACCUCCCUCAGUCAGCUCAGAGGAGAUGUUCAGUCACCUCCUUCAGUCAGCUCAGAGGAGAUGUUCAGCCACCUCCCUCAGUCAGCUCAGAGGAGAUGUUCAGCCAACUCCCUCAGACAGCUCAGAGGAGAUGUUCAGUCACCUCCCUCAGUCAGCUCAGAGGAGAUGUUCAGUCACCUCCCUCAGUCAGCUCAGAGGAGAUGUUCAGCCACCUCCUUCAGUCAGCUCAGAGGAGAUGUUCAGCCACCUCCCUCAGUCAGCUCCGAGGAGAUGUUCAGCCACCUCCUUCAGUCAGCUCAGAGGAGAUGUUCAGCCACCUCCCCCAGUCAGCUCAGAGGGGAUGUUCAGCCACCUCCCCCAGUCAGCUCAGAGGGGAUGUUCAGCCACCUCCCUCAGUCAGCUCAGAGGAGAUGUUCAGCCACCUCCCCCAGUCAGCUCAGAGGGGAUGUUCAGCCACCUCCCUCAGUCAGCUCAGAGGAGAUGUUCAGCCACCUCCCUCAGUCAGCUCAGAGGGGAUGUUCAGCCACCUCCCCCAGUCAGCUCAGAGGGGAUGUUCAGCCACCUCCCUCAGUCAGCUCAGAGGAGAUGUUCAGCCACCUCCCUCAGUCAGCUCCGAGGAGAUGUUCAGCCACCUCCCUCAGUCAGCUCAGAGGGGAUGUUCAGCCGCCUCCCUCAGACAGCUCAGAGGAGAUGUUCAGUCACCUCCCUCAGUCAGCUGAGAUGAGAUGUUCAGCCACCUCCCUCAGUCAGCUCAGAGGGGAUGUUCAGCCACCUCCCCCAGUCAGCUCAGAGGAGAUGUUCAGCCACCUCCCUCAGUCAGCUCAGAGGAGAUGUUCAGCCACCUCCCUCAGUCAGCUCAGAGGAGAUGUUCAGCCACCUCCCCCAGUCAGCUCAGAGGGGAUGUUCAGCCACCUCCCUCAGUCAGCUCAGAGGAGAUGUUCAGCCACCUCCCUCAGUCAGCUCAGAGGGGAUGUUCAGCCACCUCCCCCAGUCAGCUCAGAGGAGAUGUUCAGCCACCUCCCUCAGUCAGCUCAGAGGAGAUGUUCAGCCACCUCCCUCAGUCAGCUCAGAGGAGAUGUUCAGCCACCUCCUUCAGUCAGCUCAGAGGAGAUGUUCAGCCACCUCCCUCAGUCAGCUCAGAGGAGAUGUUCAGCCACCUCCCCCAGUCAGCUGAGAGGAGAUGUUCAGCCACCUCCCUCAGUCAGCUCAGAGGGGAUGUUCAGCCACCUCCCCCAGUCAGCUCAGAGGAGAUGUUCAGCCACCUCCCUCAGUCAGCUCAGAGGAGAUGUUCAGCCACCUCCCUCAGUCAGCUCAGAGGAGAUGUUCAGCCACCUCCCUCAGUCAGCUCAGAGGAGAUGUUCAGCCACCUCCCCCAGUCAGCUCAGAGGAGAUGUUCAGCCACCUCCCCCAGUCAGCUCAGAGGAGAUGUUCAGCCACCUCCCUCAGUCAGCUCAGAGGGGAUGUUCAGCCACCUCCUUCAGUCAGCUCAGAGGAGAUGUUCAGCCAACUCCCUCAGUCAGCUCAGAGGGGAUGUUCAGCCACCUCCCUCAGUCAGCUCAGAGGAGAUGUUCAGCCAACUCCCUCAGUCAGCUGAGAUGA